This is a messenger RNA of Sorghum bicolor (sorghum), 2893 nucleotides long. RefSeq names its product probable leucine-rich repeat receptor-like protein kinase IMK3. The record is from RefSeq and is a predicted model, not a curated record. The transcript is spliced from 2 exons. Gene Ontology annotation, molecular function: ATP binding; protein binding; protein kinase activity. NCBI's taxonomy places the organism in Eukaryota, Viridiplantae, Streptophyta, Magnoliopsida, Poales, Poaceae. Gene Ontology annotation, biological process: protein phosphorylation. Bases 162 to 2615 code for a protein of 817 amino acids.
CUUUCCCUUCCUCUCCGACUCCGACGUGCCCCACGCCACGCCACGCUGCCUCCACUCCACCUCCCUACUAGCCGUUGGAGCCCAUUCAUUCAUUCUUUCCUCUUCUUCUUCUUCUUCUUCACAAGGUUGUUCAAUGCAGGCCGGCCAGGCAGCAAUCUCUAAUGCAUGCUCUCCUUCUUCCAUCUCCGACCAACACUCCUCCCAUUUCGUCAUCCCAAACCACCACCAUGCCGCCGCCCCGGAGGCCUCCACCGCGCCUUCCUAAUCGCACCAUCGCCGCAGCAUCCACGCUCCUCACCCUCCUUUUCCUCUCCCCACCACCCACCUUGGCGCAGCACCACCCGACAGGCGACGGCGUGGUCAUCUCGCAAGCGGACUACCAAGGCCUACAAGCAAUCAAGCACGACCUCUCCGACCCCUACGGCUUCCUACGCUCCUGGAACGACAGCGGCGUCGCGGCAUGCUCCGGCGCGUGGACGGGGAUCAAGUGCGUGCUCGGCAACGUCGUCGCCAUCACGCUCCCCUGGCGCGGUCUCGGCGGCACGCUCUCCGCGCGCGGGCUAGGCCAGCUCGUCCGCCUACGCCGCCUCAGCCUCCACGACAACGCAGUCGCGGGGCCCAUCCCGGCCUCGCUCGGCUUCCUCCCGGACCUCCGCGGCGUCUACCUCUUCAACAACCGCUUCUCCGGCGCCAUCCCGCCCUCCAUCGGCGGCUGCGUCGCGCUGCAGGCGUUUGAUGCCAGUAAUAACCGCCUCAGCGGUGCCAUCCCGACCGCCGUCGCCAACUCCACCAGGCUCAUCCGGCUUAACCUCAGCCGGAAUGAGUUCUCCGACACCAUCCCCGUCGAGGUCGUCGCGUCCGCGUCGCUAAUGUUCCUUGACCUCUCCUACAACAACCUCUCCGGCUCCAUCCCCGACGCGUUCGCCGGGUCCGAUAAGUCGCCGUCUUCCACCACCUCCAAGCUCAGCCUCGACGACGACGACAGCAGCAGCAGCGACAACAAGGAGGCCAUCACCGGGACCUACCAGCUCGUCUUCCUCAGCCUAUCGCACAACUCCCUCGACGGGCCCAUCCCGGCGUCCCUCACCAAGCUCACAAAACUCCAGCACCUCGACCUCUCCAGGAACACUCUCGCCGGCGAGAUCCCGGCCGGGCUCGACAACCUCACCGCCACGCUCCAGUCCUUCAACGUGUCCUACAACAACCUCUCCGGCGCGGCGCCGGCCUCGCUGGCGCGCAAGUUCGGGGAGCCCGCGUUCACGGGGAACGUCCUGCUCUGCGGCUACUCUGCUUCCACGCCCUGCCCGGCGUCCCCGUCCCCCGCGCCGGCGUCGCCCGCGGAGGAACCACCGUCGCGCGGAGGGCGGAAGUUCGGCAGGAAGGCGCUCGUGCUCAUCGUCGCUGGGAUCGUCGUCGGCGUCCUCGUCCUGCUGCUGCUCUGCUGCCUCCUGCUCUGUUUCCUGGGCAGGAACAAGAGGUCUUCCGGCGGUACUGCCGGGACACGGAGCGGGAAGCAGGCGGCGGGCAAGGAGGCCGGUGGUGCUGGCGCUGGUGCCGCCGCGGCCGGGCGCGGCGAGAAGCCAGGAUCCGGUGCAGCGGAGGUGGAGUCCGGCGGGGACGUGGGUGGCAAGCUCGUGCACUUUGAUGGGCCGCUGGCGUUCACGGCCGACGACCUGCUGUGCGCCACCGCUGAGAUCAUGGGGAAGAGCACCUAUGGGACGGUGUACAAGGCCACGCUCGAGGACGGCAGCCUGGUGGCCGUCAAGCGCCUCCGGGAGAAGAUCACCAAGGGGCACAAGGAGUUCGAGGCCGAGGCGGCGGUGCUGGGGCGGAUCCGACACCCCAACCUGCUGGCGCUCAGAGCAUACUACCUUGGACCAAAGGGGGAGAAGCUUCUCGUCUUCGACUACAUGCCCAACGGCAGCCUCCACUCGUUCUUGCACGCUCGCGCGCCGAACACGCCGGUGGACUGGGCGACGCGGAUGACGAUCGCCAAGGGCACGGCGCGUGGCCUGGCGUACCUCCACGACGACAUGAGCAUCGUGCAUGGCAACCUGACGGCCAGCAACGUGCUCCUCGACGAGCAGCACAGCCCCAAGAUCUCCGACUUCGGGCUGUCGCGGCUGAUGACGACGGCCGCAAACUCGAACGUGCUGGCGGCCGCGGGCGCGCUGGGGUACCGCGCGCCGGAGCUGUCGAAGCUGAAGAAGGCGAGCGCCAAGACAGACGUGUACAGCCUGGGCGUCAUCAUCCUGGAGCUGCUGACGGGCAAGUCCCCCGCCGACAGCACCAACGGCAUGGACCUGCCGCAGUGGGUGGCGUCCAUCGUCAAGGAGGAGUGGACCAGCGAGGUGUUCGACCUGGAGCUGAUGCGCGAUGCCGCCGCCGCCGCGGGGACAGCCACCGGGGACGAGCUCAUGGACACGCUCAAGCUCGCGCUGCACUGCGUCGACCCCGCGCCGGCGGUCAGGCCCGAGGCACGCGAGGUGCUGCGGCAGCUCGAGCAGAUCAAGCCUGGCCCUGAGGGCGGUGCUGGACCGAGUGAGGAAGGUGGCGCCUCGCAUGUGCCGGCGGCUUCUGCUUCUGCUUCUGCUUCUGCAGGAGAUGAUGAGUAGCAAGCAGCGGCAGGCAGGAACUACGAGAAAAAAGAAGCAAUGGUUUAGCUAGAAAGAGAGAUAUUUAGGAAAUUCUUUGAUUUGUUUGUUCAACUGGAGGGAUUGGAUUACCCACCCCCUUUCAUCAUUUCUUGCGUUUCUAGGUAUUUCCAGUUUGUAUAGGCAAAUAUUAUUUGCACUAGAAUCAUCGCUGUAGCAUCUACGACCAAGGAUGGAAAAGAGGAGAAUACUACUAGUAUUAAUAAUGCAAUUUUUUUUUUCUAUUUGAUUUACUUGUC